GAAACUUUGAAAGAAGAGGGAAGAAGGGAGUCAGUCAUAUGAACGUCCACCAUGAAGAACCUCCUGCAGACCUGGACGUGGGUUUUUAUCUCUGUACUCCACACUAAUGAAGCCAUUAUGGGGGCCUCCGUAGUGUACGUGCCUGAGGAGCACUUCCUGUUCCUGGCAUGCAGACGUGGUUCAGAUGUGGAGUGGACGCAUGAAAUCGUGAGGAUCAAUGCAACUAAACACAUGAGCAGUGAGUCUCGGCUGGACUGGAGCAAAUACCAGCUCCUCCCAGACGGAACUCUCUACAUCAGAAAGCUGGAGAAGUCGGACCGCGGACGAUACUACUGCAACGGCCAGCUGGUGGCAGAGGUCAUCAUACUCACAGGUGAGAGCUUUGUGGUUUCUGAGGGCAGUACUCUGUACCUGCCGUGUUCUUUCUCCGGGAAGCUCAAGCAGAGGUGGGCCUAUAAACACACAGCAGCCUCAAAGCGAGAGUACAUCUCCACCAUGCUUAAGAACGGGACGGUGACUCAGGAGAGAGAAGAUCCAGACAGCAGGUUCUUUCACUCUUACAACCACCUGCACAUCAACAACCUGCAGCUCUCUGACUCCGGCAUCUACCUGUGCAACGGCCAUGAGGUCGCUAAUGUUAUGGUCAUUCACACAGAGAGUGAAACUUUCCAGACUGCUACAACAGAUUCUACAGAAGUAGAAAAUAACGUCCCUUAUAUGCCUGAAAAUGCGACUCUGGUUCUUUUCCUGGCGUUCACUGUGCUGGCUGUGGUUGUGGUCACUCUGCUCUCCGUCAUUCUCUGUCUAAGGUUUAGAAGCAGAAGAAAAGAUCCAGCGCCCAGGCAGGAGGAUACUGAGCUGCAGCUGCAGAAGACUUCAGCUCGAGUUCUAGCAGGUCCGAAAAGGAGCCCCGGCGAUGAGGAGCAUUCUGUGCCUCUGACAAACCACUGUGAGAUCCAGUACGCGUCACUGGGAAGGCAAAACUGGAGAGCCAGAGGAUGGACACAGAACAGUGGGCAGCAGGUCAUCUACUCCACACUGCUGCAUGGUCCAACCAGCCCUCUACCCACUUCAUCAAUUACUCAGAGACUCUAGAUCCAGCUCUCCACCCAACUCAUCAGUUACGCAGACUCUAGAUCCAACCAGCUAUCUAACAAAAUAACAAUUACUCAGAGACUCUAGAACUAACCAAUUCUCUACCAAAUGCUUCACUUACUCAGAGACUUUAGAUACAACCAGUUUUCUAGCAAAAUUGUGAAUUACUCAGAGACUCUAGAACCACCCAGCUCUCUAAAAAACUCAUCAAUUACUCAGAGACUCUAGAUCCAACCAGCUCUUUAAUAAACUCAUCAAUUAUGCAGACUCUAGAUCCAACCAGCUUUCUAACAAAAUAACAAUUACUCAGAGACUCUAGAAUCAACAAACUCUCUACCAAACAGAACAAUUGCUCAGAGACUCCAGAUACAAUGAGCUCUCCCCCAAACUCAUCAAUUUAUCAGAGACUUUAGAUCCAACCAAUUCUCUACCAAACACAUCAAUUAUUCAGAAACUCUUGAUCCAACCAACUCUCUACCAAACUCAACAUUUAUUCAAAGAGUCUAGAUCCAACCAGCCCUCUACCCAACUCAUCAAUUACUCAGAAACUCUAGAUCCAACCAACCCUCUACCCAAUUCAUCAAUUAUUUAGAGACUCUGGAUCCAACCAACUCUCUCCCAAACCCAUCAUUUACUCAGAGACCCUAGAUACAAGUUACAUCAGGGGGCAGAACCUUCUCAUACAAAGCCCCCCAGCUUUGGAACAAUCUUCCAGUCAGUGUUUGGGACUCAGACACAGCCUCAGUCUUUAGGUCUGGGCUAAAAACUUACUUCUUUGGUGGAGGCAUUGGUAUUUAGUUUUCCCUGUUAGAGAAAAGGUGCAGAUCUAGGGGUUCAUGGUCAUAGAGUAGUCUGGUAAACUGGGAGUGUUGGUGCUGUCGUCUCACUGCUCUCACUCACUCACUCACUCAGGCUUGUUGACAGUGGAGUGGAGGGGCUCUGACAUCUCAGGUAGAAUCAUGUCUCUGUUACCUUUGUGGUUUCUCCCAUUUAGUUAGGCUGUAAUACCUAGACCUGCCGGAGUCUCUGUUGCCCUGUUAAUACUGUAAUCUGUGAUCGGUCACUCUUUACAGAACUAACUCUC
Molecule: messenger RNA, 2179 nt
Organism: Pygocentrus nattereri (red-bellied piranha)
Lineage: Eukaryota; Metazoa; Chordata; Actinopteri; Characiformes; Serrasalmidae
Exons: 9
Coding region: 52-1095 (347 amino acids)
Biological process (GO): T cell activation; interleukin-15-mediated signaling pathway; positive regulation of ERK1 and ERK2 cascade
Cellular component (GO): membrane raft; external side of plasma membrane
Molecular function (GO): MHC class II protein binding; protein tyrosine kinase binding
Source: RefSeq, a predicted model, not a curated record